Messenger RNA from Callorhinchus milii (elephant shark), 1489 nucleotides. RefSeq names its product CKLF-like MARVEL transmembrane domain containing 8b (gene cmtm8b). The coding region runs from base 267 to 776 and encodes 169 amino acids. Gene Ontology annotation, molecular function: structural constituent of myelin sheath. The record is from RefSeq and is a predicted model, not a curated record. Gene Ontology annotation, cellular component: membrane. Lineage: Eukaryota; Metazoa; Chordata; Chondrichthyes; Chimaeriformes; Callorhinchidae. The transcript has 4 exons. Gene Ontology annotation, biological process: myelination.
UGACACUGACUGGGCACAGAGGGAGCAUUGCCCACAUUACCUGUUCCAGCCUCACAGCCCAGAGCCACCUGAGGGGGAGCACACCUGAGCUCAGUGAACCCGGGGCAGCUCUCACACAGCGAUGGACAGGUCGAGCUGAGCAGCUCCGGACGCGGCUGCUCUCUCAUCCAGAGAUCGGACAAGUUUGGGGACUGAGCGGCGCUGUGUGUGGUGUGUGUGGUGUGUGUGUGUGGGUGUGUUUUUUUCUGGUGAUCUCAGGCGUGAAGAUGGAAGAACGUCCUCGGACUAUCAGCACCACCAGCAGCACGUACGCGGUGUCCUUCAGCUCCGCUGUGAUGGGCUACGACAAGGCUUUCCUCAGGACCCCCCCGGGGCUGCUGAUGGUCGCAGAGAUUGUUUUCGGCCUGUUGGUGUGGGCGUUAAUAGCCGGUACUGAGUACUUUGCCGUCUCCGCCUUUGGCUGGGUAAUGUUUGUGGCAGUUUUCUACUGGGUGCUUACAGUCUUCCUUUUGAUCUUCUACAUCACUGCGGCUUACACCAAGAUACCACAGGUGCCCUGGACUACAGUGGGUUUGUGCUUUAACGCCAGUGCUGCUCUGUUUUACCUUAUUGCCUCUAUUGUGGACGCAGUUUCAGUUAAACAGGCUGCUCAAGGCUCUUUGAACUACAAUAACUGGGCAGCAUCUUCGUUUUUCGCUUUCAUUGUGACGCUCUGCUAUUCUGGAAAUACAUUUCUUAGUUUUCAGACUUGGAGAUCCAAGGACGAAGGCCCUUAAUAUGAAAGUGUUUUGAAACCAUCUCUUGAUAACUGGAAAGAAAUACCAUGGACAAAUGAAAUUUGAAGAGUCCCCUUUAGAAGUGAAAGUUUGUGAAGAUGAUGCACUAUUAUGGUGGCUAAUUUGGCUCAGUGUUAGUUACAUUCCAUUUGUUAGUUACAUUCCAGCAGUUUAUUUAAGACAUGCUGUUGAAAAAUCUACUUAUUACAUUAGAUUGUGAACUUAUCUUUUUGUUUAAUAUAUUCAAAAAGUGUCAAAGUGGUCCACGAUUUUACCACUGAAUUCUACUUUGUGUGUGAUGCGUUCCCAAUUAGUAAUACAAGAAUACAAGGCAGGAGCUAGCACCAGCAUAUGCUCAAUGGCCAAAUGUCCUCUUGCACUGUCAUUCUUGUGCUACUAAACAUUGGAGAAGCUUUGUUACGUAUCAUUGCUGUUGUGACUGCUCUUUGUACAAAGUUCUCAGUUAUUUGUGGAAAGCAGUUUGCUGACCAUGGCAUCUAAAAUGUGGUGAUGUCCAGUUCCCCCCCAUUGUAGGGAUUAGUUUGUGUUGCGUAGCUUGUGAAUGUAUGGUUUGUUAUAAAAAAAUUCUGAACUGUUCCCUUCCUUUUCUCCUCUCUCACUGUGAGCAGGUUGUUACCAUCAGAAAUCAUGACUGUGGCACACGAUGUUUGCUGAUAAAUUAUUUUUUAACCCAUUUGGUUUUUCUCUUAUGU